Molossus molossus (Pallas's mastiff bat) is the source of this 600-nucleotide messenger RNA. RefSeq names its product keratin-associated protein 10-12-like. Lineage: Eukaryota; Metazoa; Chordata; Mammalia; Chiroptera; Molossidae. The coding region runs from base 1 to 600 and encodes 199 amino acids. The transcript has 2 exons. The record is from RefSeq and is a predicted model, not a curated record. Gene Ontology annotation, cellular component: keratin filament.
AUGGCCGCGUCCACCCUGUCCGUCUGCUCCAGCAACCUGAGCUAUGGCAGCCGCGCCUGCCAGCCAGGUUCCUCCGAGUCUUGUACUGACUCCUCCUGGCAGGUGGACGACUGUCCAGAGAGCUGCUGUGAGCCCUCCUGCUGUGUCCCCAGCUCCUGCCAGCCCACCUGCUGUGCCACCAGCUGCUGCCAACCCUCCUGUUGUGUCCCCAGCUGCUGCCAGCCCACCUGCUGUGUCCCCAGCUGCUGCCAGCCCACCUGUUGUGCCCCCAGCUGCUGCCAGCCCUCCUGCUGCACCUCCUCCCCCUGCCAGCACAUGUGCUGUAUGCCCGUCUGUUCUGGGCCUGCCCCCUGCCCUGUCCCCUCCUGCUGCCAGCCCACCCCCUGCUUCUCAUCCUGCUGCAGACCCUCCUCCUGCUGCAGACCCACCUCCUGCAUGUCUGUCAUCUGCCGCCCCGUGUGCAGGCCUGUGUGCAGGCCGGCCUGCUGCGUGCCCGUCUCCUCCUGCUGUGCCCGCCCCUCUUGCCAGUCCAGCUGCUGCCGCCCGGCCUCCUGUGUGUCCCUGGUCUGCCGCCCCGUGUGCUCCCGCCCAGCCUGCUGA